GAAAAUCCAAUCUUGGGGCUUCUCCCAAACUGGCGGUACGCAGCAUAGAAGGUAUGGUGAAUGUGAGAAAAAACAGAAACGAUUAUCUCGAUAUCUAUGUUUUUGGCAUUGGGAACCUCAACGUUGACUUGACUGCCAUGAAUGAGAUUGCAUCAAAGAAGUCAGGGGAAAGGCAUGUCUUUGUGAUGGAAAAUCCACAGGAGCUCAAGAAAGCUUUUGAAGAUUUGUUGGAUCCUAGAGAUUUGGAGGACAUUUGUGGUUUAGCAAACUACUCGGACAAUGCUAGAUGGGAUCAGAAGAAUCCGUGGCACGUGCGUCUCCAAAACCCACAUCAUAUGGAUUCUACUUGUCGAGGUGCCUUGAUUUCCAGUACCUGGGUUCUAACAGCUGCUCACUGCUUCAACCACUUGAAAAAUACGUCUAAUUGGAUUGUGGUUCUAGGAGGAGAAAUCAGGAUAAAGAUAAAGAGACGGAUCGACCAUGAAUUAUACAACAUUCGAGCCAAGACAGCUCAGGGCAUCCAAGAAUUCUACGACUACGAUAUCUCCCUCAUUGAACUGGAGAAACCUGUGUCCUUCGGGGGACGAAUCAG
Protobothrops mucrosquamatus (brown spotted pit viper) is the source of this 592-nucleotide messenger RNA. Its product is annotated as complement C2. Gene Ontology annotation, cellular component: extracellular region. Gene Ontology annotation, biological process: complement activation; proteolysis. NCBI's taxonomy places the organism in Eukaryota, Metazoa, Chordata, Lepidosauria, Squamata, Viperidae. Gene Ontology annotation, molecular function: serine-type endopeptidase activity. The transcript is spliced from 5 exons. The annotation marks the transcript as partial. The record is from RefSeq and is a predicted model, not a curated record.